AUGGCAAGAACUAAUCAGAGUCACGGCCAGAGGCCAAAGAAGAUAUACGACAGAGAGACAAAGUCGAGUGAUAUAAAAAGGUCUCUGACACACAAAUCGAACCUACGAAAGAACUACUUUAAACUUCUCGAAAGGGAAGGAGAACAGUUACCUGAAAGAGACCAAGAGCAGGCAAGCGAAAGUAAGCCUACUUUGACAUACCAAGAACGUGCCAAGUUGGCCCGUGAGCGCAAAGAAAGGAAGCGUCAGGACAAAAUUGAAACUACAAAGAGAAACCUCCAGGAUGCGAAGAGGAAGAGGAUAGAAAGGGAACAGAAAAAGGAGAAACUCUUGAAGGCAAAGACUAAGACCGGGCAGCCUCUAAUGGGACCCAGGAUAUCGAAUCUACUAGAGAAGAUCAAGAAGGAUCUCUAA
Kuraishia capsulata CBS 1993 is the source of this 414-nucleotide messenger RNA. RefSeq lists its product as uncharacterized. Lineage: Eukaryota; Fungi; Ascomycota; Pichiomycetes; Pichiales; Pichiaceae. The record is from RefSeq and is a predicted model, not a curated record. The coding region runs from base 1 to 414 and encodes 137 amino acids. The transcript is spliced from 2 exons.